ACUAAACGUGACUCGGUAUUUUCAGUGACGGAAUAAGUAUACACAUAAAAAUUAAAUUGCAGCACAGUACCCACCCCGCGACUGCAACGCACAUUUAUAUUUGUUAAUAAAAGUACUGAGAGCCGAGAAACCAGGAUCGGUGUGUGCGCGGAAACCAUUUAGCAGGGACACCAGCGAAGCAGAAGAACAGCCCACUACUGCCAAUGAACACACUGAGCCCCAGCACGAACGGAGGCGGGAGUGGGGGAGGAGUCCCCGGGACCAACAGCUCCGGCACAAAUGCGACAGCUGUCGGUAGCUCAGGAGGUGGAGCGGUUGGCGACGAGGCUGGCGAUGCUAGCUCACGGCGCCAGGCGACGCGGGUCUUUAAAAAGAGCUCCUCCAACGGAAAGAUCACCGUAUAUCUUGGCAAACGGGACUUCGUGGAUCAUGUCACACAUGUGGAUCCCAUCGACGGAGUUGUAUUUAUCGACCCCGAAUACGUUAAGGAGCGCAAGGUGUUUGGCCAGGUGUUGGCCGCCUUUCGAUACGGACGCGAGGAUCUAGAUGUCCUGGGACUGACGUUUCGCAAGGACCUGUAUCUGGCGCAUGAGCAGAUCUACCCUCCCAUGCAGCUGGAGCGUCCAAUGACUCGACUGCAGGAGCGGCUGAUCAAAAAACUGGGACCCAAUGCUCAUCCAUUUUACUUUGAGGUGCCGCCCUAUUGCCCUGCCUCCGUGUCCUUGCAGCCAGCUCCCGGAGAUGUAGGCAAGUCCUGCGGAGUGGAUUACGAGCUAAAGGCCUUUGUGGGUGAAAACGUUGAGGACAAGCCCCACAAGCGAAACUCUGUACGUCUAACCAUUCGCAAGGUUAUGUACGCUCCCUCUAAAGCUGGGGAGCAGCCAUCGAUCGAAGUCAGUAAGGAGUUUAUGAUGAAGCCGAACAAAAUCCAUCUGGAAGCUAGUUUGGACAAAGAACUGUACCACCACGGCGAGAAAAUUUCGGUAAACGUCCAUGUGGCUAAUAACUCAAAUCGCACGGUCAAGAAGAUCAAGGUCUGUGUGCGGCAGUUUGCGGAUAUUUGUCUGUUCUCAACGGCCCAAUACAAGUCUGUGGUUGCGGAGAUCGAGUCGGAGGACGGGUGCCAAGUGGCGCCGGGAUUUACCCUGUCGAAGGUGUUCGAGUUGUGCCCCCUUCUGGCGAAUAAUAAGGAUAAAUGGGGUUUGGCUUUGGAUGGGCAGCUCAAACAUGAGGAUACCAAUUUAGCGUCUAGCACACUUAUUACCAAUCCUGCCCAGCGAGAAAGUCUUGGCAUUAUGGUUCACUAUAAAGUUAAAGUAAAAUUGCUGAUAAGCUCGCCGCUGUUGAACGGUGAUCUUGUGGCAGAGCUGCCGUUUACGCUAAUGCACCCCAAACCUGAGGAGGAGGAGCAUCCACUGUUGGGCGAGCGGUCGCCGCGGGCUAGCUUGGCUGGCGGUGGUCAACCGCUUGUAAGCUUGGCUGAUGGCGGAGAUACAGGAUCCGCCACUGGGGGUCAAGACGUUCCGACCACCACUAAUCUUAUCGAGCUAGACGACGACGAGGCUCAGGAUGAUGACAUCAUUUUUGAGGAUUUUGCCCGCCUGCGUCUAAAAGGCGCUGAGACAGAAGCCUAAACUAAAAAGAAACCGUUGUUUUUGGAUCGAAAUUUUGAAUGUCCAUGUGCAGGUAACAAUCUGCAUUUGUAUUAUAUGAAAUCAUAGAAAGUAUUCUGCGCAGCCGCUAAAUGUAAAGUUUUAUACCAAUAUCCACGGUAAAUAGUUUGGACUAAGCUAUUUGAUAUGUGUAGGCCAUACAUUCUAGUAUCUAUAGGGUUUAAGCUGAAAAUGUGCGAAUUUUAAAAUUGUGAAAUUGUUUAACAAAUCAAAAAAUCAAAUCUCCACAGAACACACAUGUACAAGCAAACUAUUUGCGACAUGAAGUUUGGCCACAUCUGCAACAGUUUAAAGAAUGCAAAACAAUUUAAUUUAUUUAAAUUAAAAAUUAAAAUGCACAAAUUUAUGUCAUAAAUAGCACAACAAAAUCUUUGGUUGAUGAUAUAUUCAAUAUUUUGAAAGCUUUAAUUGCAACCAAUUUUAGUUUUUGUGUUUUUUGCUUUCGAUAUGUUUUGUUGAUUACAACGGGAUAAUAAACAAAAUACCCGAUACAACAUAUAUAGAGUAAUUGAUGUAUUUAAAAAUAUUAGAAGGAAACAACAACUAUUUUGUUAUUAACGGCAACCGUUCCUGUAUAAUUUUUAAAAAGACUUUCUCUUUAUGUAAAGAAUUGAAAGUGAAAAAUUGGUGUCACAGACACGCAGGCCACUAAGUUCUUCGAAAUGUUUUACGGAAUUAUGCAUUUUACAUUUAAAAGUGAUCAUUCUUAUAAUUAUAUACCCACCCAAUAAAAAACCAAAAUAAAACAGCCAGAAAAGAAGCGCAUGCUUUACAUACCUUUGCAAAUUUAUGAACAUACUACUUUCGUCAUAGGCUUACUGUAUGGUACUCUUCGAAUUAGCUUAUAUGUAAAAGUCUUCAGUUUAGUAAUUACGAUAAAAAAAAAGGAUUGUCGAUUUGUAUAUUAAGUUUCCGCUUCUGGAGGAAUUUAUAAUAUAGGCUGCAAGGGUAUACAAGCUGAAAUGGGCACCCUUUACAUACUUAGUCCGAUAGUAUAAUUAUGGGGUAUUCUUUGAACUGUUGUAUUUUGAUAAGCCUAGCUUUGACUUUAACAAUCCAUUUGAAUGAUUUAUUGUACUAACGAAUUAAAACGAAAAAUAUUAGUUUUUAGAAUCAAAGUUACAAAAAUGCUUUGGUCUUACUACGGUUGCCUUCAAAGCCUAGGCGCUGAAAAAUUUCUGAAUUCUUAAAAUGUUUAGUUUGCAGGGAACAGCUCGCAAACAUAAUUUAAAAAGUUCAGUAAAAAUUCAAAUUGUUUGUGUGCACGAAUCUUACUAUGAUUGGCAAUGCCCAAAUCGAAAAUUUGUCAACGAACCAUACAACACGGAAGUACGUGAAGCUAUUUUAGAUAUUAAAUUGGUACUUAAUCUAAAACUAAACCUAUGUUCCACAUUCCCAAUGAAAGGAACCACAAAGAAGGGGCGCAAUUGAUUACUUAUUUAAAUGAUUGGUUAAAAUAUAAAAAUUCUAUAUUUCAAAGAUUUUAACAGUGAACUUGAGCUCGACUUUUAUUUUAGUGCCCCGAGGAGCCAAAGCCACCACAACAAGAGCAUAAAAACAUUGAAACAAUGUUAAUGAUGACAAAAAUUUACAUAUUUUAAAAUGCAUUUUUAUAACGCGUUUAUAUAUACACCCUAACACUGAUUUUCUAGGCUGGCUAGUAUGUUUUUAUCAAAAGGGAGAAGCAAGCACAUAACAUUUUUGAGCUAACUUAUAAAAAGUGCAUUAAUAAAUGGUUAUAUGGAUACAAUAUGCAAAAAAGUUGAAUAACAUAAGAGCAAUUAAUAUUUAUAAAUGUGUAUUCAAAUGUGAACAGUAUGUUGCAUUCUUUUAGAUAAAAUUAUGUGAAUAUGGUAAUUACAAAACAAUAUUUAUAUUAGAGACGAAUGUAACGCAUUUAAAUGGAAAAUAUUUUGUGUAUGCCUAAACUUUCAAAAUUUUGCAAUACAAAAUCACCCACAAAAGGAUUAUAAAAAACCGCCAUUUUUUUUUUCAAAGAUUACAAUUUUUUAGAAGUUACAAUAAUUUUAAUUUUGUUUUUCUGAUAUUAGUUAAUAAAAAAAAACAUUACCAAAAAUUACUUUAAAACAAACUUCGAAUUUGCUGCUAAGUUUUGAAAAACUUUUUUGAAUUUUCUUUUCUUAAAUCUAUUUGUUAAAAACCUUAACACCUUCAUUUUAAGGAUUUGAGAAAAAUAACAAAAUAGUUAAAAAAUGUCAUUACCAUGCUCAGUGGAUCCGACUGCACUCUCAGCGCUGUAGGAACCAUUUUUUUUUAGUAAACUACAGAAUUUAUUAAAAGAAACGAACCUAAAUUGUAGCAAUACUUUUUGAUGAUACUUUUUAAUUAUUGCAUACAUAUUUUUAUAAUUAUAUAUGUAGUGAGCUGAGCCGAAAUAACCUUCGAGACAUUUUGUAGCAAAAAGAAGAACUAAUAGAAACUAUUUUAAUUUUUAGUAUGGCAAAUGUUAAAUAAUAAUUUACACAACUAGGCGGAUAUACAAUUUGCCACCCUGACCCACAAACCAAGCGAGCGAAAUGUACCGAACAAGAUAACUAACUACAUAUGAGUACUCAAACAUACAUAAAAACGAAACGGGAAUAACUAAAUAUUGCUGUUUUAAUUUUCAAAAUAUACCGAUAGGAGCAAGAACAAUUUUUAGGAAUAAUUAAAUUGUUGGUAACUACGUUGAUGAUUGGUGUUUAAGAGAACCGGGAGUGUGAAUGUCUGCGAAAGACUAUGUUUUAAAAGCUUUAAUCUGUUAAACGCAUUGUACAUACUAUCAUGAUACAUGGUCGGGCAGGGCUGUUUAAAAAAAACGUAUUUUUUGAUUUAGUUACUGCAAUACCAUUAAAAUCUGCACCUUGCCGCCAACAUGUCCAUGAAAUUAAUAAUAUUUAUACAGAUAUGACCAUUAUAUAAGCAAAACCAGAAGUAAAUAAUUAAUACGCAACACAAUUUGAGAUGUAUGUAAAUACCAGUACAUUUAUUUUUUAAUUUAUUGUCGAGAUUGUUGCACCGUUUAGAAAAUAAUUAAUAAACUAAUUAUUAAAUAUUUCAAA
Molecule: messenger RNA, 4735 nt
Organism: Drosophila ficusphila
Lineage: Eukaryota; Metazoa; Arthropoda; Insecta; Diptera; Drosophilidae
Gene: krz
Product: beta-arrestin-1
Exons: 2
Coding region: 204-1634 (476 amino acids)
Biological process (GO): signal transduction; G protein-coupled receptor internalization
Cellular component (GO): cytoplasm
Molecular function (GO): G protein-coupled receptor binding
Source: RefSeq, a predicted model, not a curated record